GGCCCAUCGCGGAGAAGGCGCGCGACCGACCGAGCCCAUAUAGAAGUGCCGCGCGAUACCGCCGCCAGUUUCUUCGGGGUCCUUCCGAAAUCCUCAUCGGCUUUGAACGUAUUAGAGGCAUUAUUGAGAAAGAGAAACGACAACGGGCACGAGCAGCUCGCGCGCAUUUUUACUUAGCAUUAUGUGGUACUUCAUAGUAGGAUGCUUUUUAGUCUCGGCGUGCACGGGCGAAAGCUUGUACGCGGAUAUUGCUGACAACCUGCGGGUAAAGAGGCAAAACCAGCACCAGCAGCAGCCACAGCAAGCUCCGAUCGAGAACUACAACUAUCGUCCCUACAACCAGGCUCCUGACCGUAUCAAGCAGCUUCUGCAACUCCAGGCGUAUCGCGAACCUCUGGUCCACAUACCGGCUCACGCUCCUCCGCAGCUCCAGGCUGCUCCUGCUGCGCCCCAGCAUCAGCAGCAGCAGCAGCACGUUCCACAAGUACGACCAACCCAGUAUAACCCUAAGGUACAGUACGGUCAAGCCCCGGAGCAGCCCACCUACAAGGGUAUUCAGCCAGCGGCGCAGGGCCCGCCUCAGUACAAGACUCAAUACAACCCGCAGUACCAGCAGCCCCAGCCGCAGCCGAACGCACUCUAUCGACCUGAGGCCGCUGGACCCCCCGCCGGUCUAGGCGCCUACCAGGGCCAGCCGCAACAGCAGCCACAGGGCCAGUAUCCCAAGAACCUGCCGCCACACAUUCAGAAGAUCAUCGACUCGCAGAGGGCGUAUCAAGGUUAAGAGCAAGCUGCCCCAAUGACCAAGCCCCACCAACUAAGAAAACAUGCAGUUACAAAAACGAUCGAUAUUCCUACAUUAUAUCUCUCUCUUCUCUCUUCGUCUUACAAAUAUAGCGAAAUAAAUUAUCAUCUCCCCCACGUCCAUCACCAUCAUCCUCGUCAUCUUCAUCAUUCUAUAGCGUCUUACACGAGUAACACGCGACACUGUGUAUACUAUACGAUAAUUAAACGCAAAGCCUAACGCGCCGAAUUUAGUAGAAAUAAAAGAAAACGUUCGUCAAACAAUAA
This is a messenger RNA of Nasonia vitripennis (jewel wasp), 1071 nucleotides long. RefSeq names its product gamma-gliadin-like. Bases 182 to 784 code for a protein of 200 amino acids. Lineage: Eukaryota; Metazoa; Arthropoda; Insecta; Hymenoptera; Pteromalidae. The record is from RefSeq and is a predicted model, not a curated record. The transcript is spliced from 5 exons.